AUGGCUCGCGACAAUGCAUUCCACGACCACGACUACUACACAAUCCUCGACCUCCCAUUCACGUCCUUCGCAACACUCACAAAACAACAUCUCAAACUAGCAUACCAUCGCGCGUUACUCCGCCAUCAUCCCGACAAGGCCCAACCCCAAGGCACAAAGGAAGCAGACGUCACACUAGACCGCGAUGCCGAAAACCAACCCAUGAAGACAAACACCUACACAAUCGACCAAAUAACAACAGCCUACAAAACCCUCUCCUCACCCUCCUUACGCUCCGAAUACGAUAGAGCCCUGCGCCUUGACCGUGCGAAGACCGUCGACCGCGAGAAAAACGGCACCGUAUUUCAUACAGGCCUCGAAGUUGUUGAUUUGGAGGAUCUCGUCGAAGACGAGAACGAUAACAAUGGGGAGAGCGUUUGGUAUCGCAGUUGUCGGUGCGGUGAUGAAAAGGGGUUUAUGGUUACGGAGGGGGAUUUGGAGAGGGAGAUUGAGGGGGGUGAGGUUGUGGUGGGGUGCCGGGGGUGUAGUUUGUAUAUGAAGGUGCUUUUUGCUGUUGAGGAUGGGGAGGGGGAGGGGACUUGA
Aspergillus chevalieri is the source of this 582-nucleotide messenger RNA. RefSeq lists its product as uncharacterized. Gene Ontology annotation, molecular function: metal ion binding. Lineage: Eukaryota; Fungi; Ascomycota; Eurotiomycetes; Eurotiales; Aspergillaceae. The transcript has a single exon. The record is from RefSeq and is a predicted model, not a curated record. Gene Ontology annotation, biological process: protein histidyl modification to diphthamide. The coding region runs from base 1 to 582 and encodes 193 amino acids.